Molecule: messenger RNA, 3561 nt
Organism: Zeugodacus cucurbitae (melon fly)
Lineage: Eukaryota; Metazoa; Arthropoda; Insecta; Diptera; Tephritidae
Exons: 9
Coding region: 146-3469 (1107 amino acids)
Source: RefSeq, a predicted model, not a curated record
AGUUCCCGCUCGACUGUUGACUAACAGUGAACACAAUUUUUCAAUACGAAAAUAUUUCGAAAUAUUUAUAAAAUAAAGAACGCCUUUCUCCAGUGUUGAUUUGUAUAUUUUUAAAUUAUUGAAUUAUAAUUAUGAUCACAGUGAAAUGGUCGAUAUCAACGUGCCGUUUAUCAGUUUGUUGCAAAUGGGUGUAAAAAUGGUGGCCCAUCGCAUACAACAAUAUCAGGCAACAACCAAUGAAACGACUGUCGUACACACUAAAUAUGGUCAAGUUAGGGGUGUUAGACGGAAAACCAUCUACAACCACAAUUUUUAUGCUUUUGAAGGCGUACCAUAUGCUAAACCACCUAUCGGUGAAUUACGCUUUCGAGCCCCACAAUCACCAGAUCCCUGGACAGGAGUGCGCGAUUGCACCAGCUCAGGAAAUGUGCCAUUGCAAAAACAUUUCGUGCUCGGUAUCACACAAGGCUCGGAGGAUUGCUUGUAUUUGAAUGUAUACGUUAAACAGUUAAAAUCUGAUAAGCCUUUACCGGUAAUGGUUUGGAUCUAUGGCGGUGGCUUUCGUUUUGGUGAAGCUUCGAGAGAUAUUUAUGCGCCCGAUUAUUUCAUGGAGAGAGACAUCGUGUUGGUGAGUGUCAACUAUAGACUAGGUGCUUUAGGCUUCCUAUCACUAUCCGAUCCCGAUCUACACGUACCGGGUAAUGCAGGUUUAAAGGAUCAAUUACUCGCAUUACGCUGGAUUCAGGAGAACAUCACCAGCUUCAAUGGUGACCUCAACAAUGUUACAAUGUUUGGCGAAAGUGCCGGUGCCGCUUCUACGCAUUUACUAAUGCUUGCUCCGAAAGCGCAAGAUCUUUUCCAUAAAGCUAUAUUACAAUCAGGCACAGCGCUUUGCUCAUGGGUCGAACAAGAACCCAAAAAUCGCGCUUAUUUGCUGGCCGCCGAACUGGGUUACAGAGGUGAAAAUAUCGACAAAGAUGUAUUGUCAUACCUAUCAAAUGUGAGCGCUUCAAAAUUAAUACGAGUUGAGAACGAGCUGAGACAACCACAUGAAAGGGAUGAACGCGUAUUUUUCCCUUUCACGCCAGUGGUAGAACCAUAUGAAAGCGAACUCGGUUUGCUAACAAAACCGUUUAAGGAUCUACUCAUAACAACAUGGAGCAAUGAGAUCCCAUUACUGAUAGGUUUCACAGCCGAUGAAGGUAUAUUGCAUCACUAUGAAACUGUGAAGAAAUCACAUUUAGUAGAUGAACUCGGUGACUGUGUGGCAGUUCUACCAAAAAUUGUAAAACAAGAGUGUGAUAUGCAGAAAUGCAAAGAGUUGGGUUUACGUCUUAGAGAAGCACACUUUGGUCCUGUGGAACCACAAUAUAGUAAACAUCUGUAUCAAUACUUAGAGCUUUUGGGUUACAGACAUUUUUUAGUUGACAUACAACGCACUCUCUUAGCUCGAUCUGCAUACGCGUCACAUAUGCCCACUUAUCUUUAUCGUUUCGCCUUCGAUUCACCACAUUUCAAUCACUCUCGCACUUUGCAUUCUGGACGCUAUGCACGCGGUGUAUGUCAUGCCGAUGAGCUCUCUUAUAUAUUCUACAAUGCAAGUGCAUGCAAAUUACCUCCCACAAGUGGUGAAUUCAAAACAAUUCAACGCAUGAUUGGUAUGUGGACGGCAUUUGCUGCAACUGGUAAUCCAAAUUGUACUGAAAUUGAACCGAUUCAAUGGCAACCAGUCGAAGCAAAAGAUGUAGAAAAUACGCAACCGAAAUGCCUAAAUAUUGACGAAGAAGUCGAAUUCAUGACUGUACCGCACAAACAUCUGAAGACAUGGAUAAGCCUGUUUGGAAAUGAUAAUUUAUUCUACUCAGCGAUAGAAGUGUUUGCGCAAACCACGCUAGGCAUUGUUAGAGGUCAAUACAACACAUCCAUUUACGAUGACACUUACUACAGUUUUGAGCGCAUACCUUUCGCACAGCCGCCACUAGGUGCGUUGCGCUUUAAGGCACCCGUUGCGGCGACACCGUGGAAAGGUGUGUUGGAUUGUACGCAAAAGGCUGAAAAACCAAUGCAAAAGAAUCCUCGUACAAAUGAAAUCGAAGGCAAUGAGGAUUGUUUAUAUCUGAAUAUCUAUGCGAAGAAGCUCAAAUCUGAUAAACCGCUACCGGUUAUGAUCUUUCUUUUCGGUGGUGGCUUCGAAAAAGGUGAUCCGACACGGGAUCUGCAUGGCCCCGAUUAUUUUAUGAUGAAGGAUGUUAUACUAGUCACAAUUGCCUACAGACUUGGACCGUUAGGCUUUCUCAGCUUGCAUGAUCCUGCUGUUGGCACCCCGGGCAAUGCCGGUCUGAAAGAUCAACUGCUUGGAUUGCAAUGGGUUAAAGAAAACAUAAAGAAUUUCAAUGGCGAUCCAAAUAAUAUAACACUUUUCGGUGAGAGCGCCGGUUCUGCGUCCACACAUUUUAUGAUGCUCUCACCACUGGCGGAAGGCCUCUUUCACAAAGCGAUACUAAUGUCUGGUACCGUACUCUGUCCGUGGGCAAUGUCGCCGCUAAAGAAUUUGCCACAACGUUUAGCACAGGCUAAUGGCUACACUGGCGAUAACAAUGACCGCAAUGUACUCGAGUACUUGCAACAAUUACCCGCAGCCGAUAUAAUACGUCCCUACUUGCUUACCAAAGAGGAGAAUAUGGAUGAUUGCUUAUUCACAUUUGGCCCGGUUGUUGAACCAUAUGCAUCGGAGACUUGCAUUAUACCCAAACAACCAACUGCUAUGUUUGCCGAGGCUUGGGGUAAUGAUAUACCCGUCAUAAUUAGUGGCACUUCUUUUGAGGGCCUCUUAAUGUUUGCGCGUGUACAUAUGGCACCGUUUCUUUUACACGAAUUAAAUGAAAACCAUCAACAUAUGUUACCGUUGGAGUUGAAGCAGAAGCAUGAUUUACAAAAACAAAGGGAAUUGGCAGCGAAAUUGCGCGAAACACAUUUUGCCGAGAAGGAAUUGCAAAUGGAGCAUUUGCUCAACUAUUGCGAGUACGCUUCAUACAAGGUAUUCUGGCAUCCCAUAUUACGCACCAUAAAGGCGCGUUUGCGUCAUGCACGCGCUCCCACCUAUCUGUAUCGUUUCGAUUUCGACUCGCCCGACUUUAAUCAUCAGCGUAUCGGCUAUUGCGGUAAGGACAUACGCGGCGUUUCACAUGUGGAUGAUCACUCGUAUUUGUUUUACGGAAAUUUCGCUUGGAAGCUGGAUAAAGAUACGCUUGAAUUUCGCACUAUUCAGCGAAAAAUCGAUAUUUGGACUUCGUUUGCGGCAAACUCUGACCCAAAUUGUGAUAAUCUGGAUGGUAAUAAAUGGACGCCGCUGCAAGCAGAUGGUAAGCUGCACUGUCUGAAUGUAAGUGAGGAUUUAAAAGUGAUCGAAUUGCCGGAGAUACAUAAACUACAAGUAUGGGAUAGUCUCUAUGAGGUGGCAGAAGAGUAACGAAGUUGUGGAUACAGUAUUGUUUUUAGUUUUUACAUUGAAUCUAUAUAUGUAAGAUUGAAUAAAUAUGUAAUUAAAAAAUUUGUUGUUAA